Ipomoea triloba (trilobed morning glory) is the source of this 676-nucleotide messenger RNA. Its product is annotated as protein SPIRAL1-like 1. Gene Ontology annotation, cellular component: cortical microtubule, transverse to long axis. Gene Ontology annotation, biological process: cortical microtubule organization. The transcript is spliced from 3 exons. Bases 164 to 514 code for a protein of 116 amino acids. NCBI's taxonomy places the organism in Eukaryota, Viridiplantae, Streptophyta, Magnoliopsida, Solanales, Convolvulaceae. The record is from RefSeq and is a predicted model, not a curated record.
AUACCAUUCGUAUUUGCAAAGCAGUCCACCCAUCACCGCAAUCUUCCACUUUAUCCUUUCCUCUUCAUUCUUCAAUUAUAAGCACCCCCAUCCCCCUUUCGCUUUCCACUCUCCAGUCUCCACAGAUCUAAAACAAAGAAGUUUGCACUCAAGCCAGGGGAUCAUGGGUCGUGGAGUCAGUUUUGGUGGGGGCCAGAGUUCUCUGGGCUAUCUUUUUGGUAGUGGUGAGCCUCCAAAGCCUACUAUUAACAAUGCUGAGGCUCCUCUGAAUCAGGGGACAGCUGUUAGUGCUGGAACUCCACAGAAAUCGGUUGCACCUGCACCAGCACCACCUGCAGAUGCUACAAAACAGAUACCAGCUGGGGUCCCCGGGAGCAAAACAAAUAACUACUUCCGUGCUGAUGGUCAGAACUGUGGGAACUUCCUUACGGAUCGUCCGUCAACCAAGGUCCAUGCUGCACCAGGUGGAGGCUCCUCCCUGGAUUACCUGUUUGGAGGUAGCAGCAGCAAGUAGUGCCUAGUUCAUAUCUAAGAUGCGAAUCUCUAAAUCCUCCUGAAGUCUGGAGCAACCUCUACCCAUUUGUAUUUUUGGUUUGGCAGUGUGAAUUUCCUGUUGUAAAUCGACAAAUUGUUGAUAAUCUUUCCAUAUAUAAUAUUAUUUGCAUUUCUCUUAAAA